CUGUCUUGCACUUUCAGUCCCUUCUCUCUCUAUCUCGUUUGCUUUGUAGGGAGGCACCGCCGUUCUGCUCUCGCGCAAACCCUAGUUAGGGUUUCGGCCGAUUCCUGUCCUUCUCUAUAUUCCUUCUCACUGCGAGCAUUCUGAUUCUCUCCGUCUCGUGAUUUUCAUCCACUCGUUGUCUCUAUGGAUGCGUCUCGCAAGAGAGGGAGGCCGGAUGCCGCCAAUGGAAAUGGCGUUGGAUCGAAGCGGAAUAAAGAGUACUGGGAUUGACGUUGCCUUGUACCAUUAUAAAGGCGCCUUGAUUUGGCCGAUUCAUGAUUAUUUUUUCCGUUUUCUUCUAUUAUUCAUUUUAUAUGUAGAAAUGGUGCUUUUUUCUCCAGUCCAUCUUAUGCUCCUUGUUCUACAGAUAUCAUAUUGUCUAGCUCACUUGAAUGAGAAAUGGACUCCUUUCAACCUGGUAUAGGAGGCAAAUCCAAGCCAUGCACCAAGUUUUUCAGCACUUCUGGUUGUCCAUAUGGAGAGGGUUGUCAUUUUCUGCAUUAUUUUCCUGGUGGCCUUCAGGCCGUGCAACAGUUGACGAACCUAGGCAACCCUGCUCUGGCACCCGCUGCAUGGAACCCAGUGGCUCCUCCACCCUUCCACAAUGGUGCUUCGCCCAUUGUAAAGACUCGCAUGUGCAACAAAUAUAACACUGCUGAAGGCUGCAAAUUUGGGGAAAGGUGCCAUUUUGCCCAUGGUGAACGGGAGCUUGGCAAGCUAUCAUCCAAAGAUGCUCCAAUUGCAGCACCCCCUCCCAUGGGGGGAAGACUUGGGGCAAGGUUUGACCCCGUGCCCCCUGGUGUAGAUCCUGCUGCUAGCUUCGGUGCCUCUGCUACUGCAAAGAUCAGUGUGGAUGCAUCCCUUGCCGGUGCGAUCAUCGGGAAGGGUGGAGUCAACACGAAGCAGAUAUGCCGUUUGACUGGUGCCAAGCUAUCGAUACGCGACCAUGAGUCAGACACAAACCUAAAAAACAUUGAGAUGGAAGGCACCUUUGAUCAAAUUAACCAGGCUAGUGCUAUGGUAAGAGAGCUAAUUGUCAGCAUCUCUGCUAGUGCUAAACUGCCACUCAGGAAUCCAGCUCCUUCUGCCCCGGCUGGCCCAGGAAGCAACUUCAAAACCAAAAUCUGUGACAACUUUACAAAAGGGUCUUGCACUUUCGGCGACCGGUGCCAUUUUGCACACGGGGAAAAUGAGCUUCGCAAGACACCUGCAUGAGAUUACUUUUGACCCAUGUAGUUCUGAGCAUUUUGUUUCUGGAUAUUGGAUACCGAGUUAGGGUCAUUCAACAUCUAUGCCUCCGAUGACUAUUCCACUGUUAUUUAAAACUGCUACGUUUUGUUGUUGUCUAUUUUACUGGUGCUUGGUGCUGACAAGUUUAAUCUGUGGUAGUCAACUCAGUUUCUUAGUAUUCAAGGCUGCCACAUUUUGUUCUUCUUGAAUCCCUGUUCUUGGGGCUGACAAGUUUAAUCCAUGUGCUAGUCAAAUUAAUAAAGCAGGCUUUUCUUAGUC
Messenger RNA from Zingiber officinale, 1548 nucleotides. Its product is annotated as zinc finger CCCH domain-containing protein 14-like. The record is from RefSeq and is a predicted model, not a curated record. The transcript is spliced from 4 exons. Gene Ontology annotation, molecular function: mRNA binding; metal ion binding. Bases 439 to 1254 code for a protein of 271 amino acids. Lineage: Eukaryota; Viridiplantae; Streptophyta; Magnoliopsida; Zingiberales; Zingiberaceae.